Mercurialis annua (annual mercury) is the source of this 2458-nucleotide messenger RNA. RefSeq names its product polyadenylate-binding protein 2-like. The coding region runs from base 273 to 2237 and encodes 654 amino acids. The record is from RefSeq and is a predicted model, not a curated record. Gene Ontology annotation, molecular function: RNA binding. NCBI's taxonomy places the organism in Eukaryota, Viridiplantae, Streptophyta, Magnoliopsida, Malpighiales, Euphorbiaceae. The transcript has 9 exons. Gene Ontology annotation, cellular component: ribonucleoprotein complex.
UCUCCAUCAAACCCCUUGCGGUGUCGCCUGUGCUGCCCAUAUUUUAUCAUACUCUCUACUUAUUAUCCGGUAACGGCCCCUAUUUUUUCCGGCCGACCAACUUAAACCCUAUCCACAAAACAAAGAAAAAAAAUUAAAAGAACCCAAAAAGAAAAAAUUAUUUCAAACAGUCAAAUUCGUUACAUUAGCUCAUUCAUUUCAGUUUCAAAAGGGUUUCUACAUUUUUAGUUUUAAAUUUCUGGGUAUCAAUUUGUUUUGGGUUUGUUGAAGCAAUGGCUCAGGUUCAAGCGCAACCACAGUCACCUGUUACUAGUGCGGCGACGGUAGCUCCACCGUCUCCGCCGAAUGGGAUGGCGAGUAAUGCAGUGAACCAGAAUCAGCAGCAGUUCGUGUCGACUUCGUUGUACGUUGGGGAUCUUGACUCCAAUGCUAAUGAAACUCAGCUUUACGAUCUGUUUAGCCAACUGGGUCAGGUUGUUUCCAUUAGGGUUUGUAGGGACUUGAGUAGUAAACGGUCACUUGGUUAUGCUUAUGUUAACUAUACCAAUGCCCAUGAUGCUGCUCAGGCAAUGGAAGUUCUGAAUUUCACUCCUUUCAACGGAAAACCGAUUCGGAUUAUGUAUUCUCAUCGCGACCCGACUAUUCGUAAAAGCGGCGCAGGCAACAUUUAUAUCAAGAAUUUGGACAAAACAAUUGAUAACAAAGCUUUACAUGACACCUUCUCCACAUUUGGAAAUAUCUUAUCUUGCAAAGUAGUUACUGAUGCAUCGGGUCAGUCAUUAGGAUAUGGUUUUGUGCAAUUUGAUAAUGAGGACUCUGCGAAAAAUGCAAUUGAUAAGCUUAAUGGUAUGUUACUGAAUGACAAACAAGUCUUUGUGGGACCUUUCCUUCGUAAACAAGAAAGAGAAUCUUCUGUCGAUAAGACAAGAUUCAAUAAUGUUUUUGUAAAGAAUCUUUCCGAGACUACAACUGAAGAAGAUUUGAAGACAUGUUUUGGGGAAUAUGGUGCCAUUACUAGCACUGUUGUUAUGAGAGAUGGGAAUGGCAAGUCUAGAGGUUUUGGGUUUGUCAAUUUUGAGAGUCCAGAUGACGCAGCUCGAUCAGUUGAGGGUUUAAAUGGAAAGAUAGUUGAUGACAAAGAGUGGUUUGUUGGAAAAGCACAGAAAAAAUCUGAGAGGGAGACUGAAUUGAGAGGUCGGUUUGAGCAAAAUGUGCAGGAGACUGUAGACAAAUUUGAAGGAUUGAACUUAUAUGUCAAGAACUUGGAUGAUAGCAUUACUGAUGAGAAGCUGAAGGAGUUAUUCUCGGAAUUUGGCACAAUUACUUCUUGCAAGGUUAUGCGUGAUCCAAAAGGUGUAAGUAGAGGAUCAGGCUUUGUUGCUUUCUCAAAUGCCCAAGAAGCAUCGAAAGCUCUCACAGAGAUGAAUGGUAAAAUGUUAGUUGGCAAACCGUUGUAUGUUGCACUUGCACAAAGGAAAGAAGAACGAAGAGCAAAAUUGCAGGCUCAGUUUGCACAAGUGCGCCCUUCUGGAAUGGCACCUGGUGUGGGUCCUCGAAUGCCUAUCUACCACCCGGGUACUCCAGGUGUUGGACAUCACGUAUUCUAUGGUCAAGGCCCUCCUUCUAUUGUCCCACCUCAGCCUGGAUUCGGGUAUCAGCAGCAGCUUGUUCCUGGAAUGAGGCCGAUUUUUGUUCCGAUGAUGCAGCCAGGUCAGGAGAACCAGCGCCUCGGUGGCCGAAGAUCUGGAGCAGGGCCAAUGCAACCUCAGCAACCACAUCACAUGAUGCAGCCUCAGAUGAUUCCUAGGGGACAUAUGUACCGUUAUCCUCCUGGUCGCAGCAUGCCUGAUGUUCCAAUGGCUGGUCAUCCUGGAAGCAUGCUUCCUGUUCCUUACGAUAUGGCUGGAAUGCCACUGAGAGAUGCUUCAUUUUCCCAGCCUAUGCAGGCUGGGGCUUUGGCGACUUCACUUGCUAAUGCAUCACCUGAGCAACAGAGGAUGUUGCUUGGUGAGAAUUUAUAUCCAUUGGUAGACCAGUUGGAGCAUGAAAAUGCUGCAAAGGUGACCGGCAUGCUCCUGGAGAUGGACCAGACCGAGGUUUUACACUUGCUGGAGUCUCCAGAAGCCCUGAAAGCCAAAGUCUCGGAGGCUUUGGAAGUGCUUAGGAACGUUCAGAAGCAGCAGCAGUCUAAUACUCCAACUGAUCGUAUUGCCUCAUUGUCCCUAAAUGAUUCUUAAGCUUUUGUUGUCCGCAAGUUUUGGAUUCAGAGUUAUGGUUAGUUUCUAUCUGGAUUUUGCUUGUUAUUUGGAGUUAAAUUCUAGUUGAUCACUUUUAUAUCAAAGUGAAUGAGUAGUUACAAUGGAAGUUACUUAUUAUGUUUAAUCGCGCCAUGGCGCAAAGUUUUGCGAUUAAGGCUGUUGUUUGUAAUAGCAUGAAUGUUAUUUUUUGCUGCAGUUUA